Piliocolobus tephrosceles (Ugandan red Colobus) is the source of this 4578-nucleotide messenger RNA. RefSeq names its product myotubularin related protein 1 (gene MTMR1). Lineage: Eukaryota; Metazoa; Chordata; Mammalia; Primates; Cercopithecidae. Gene Ontology annotation, cellular component: membrane; cytoplasm. Gene Ontology annotation, molecular function: phosphatidylinositol-3-phosphate phosphatase activity; phosphatidylinositol-3,5-bisphosphate 3-phosphatase activity. Bases 170 to 2350 code for a protein of 726 amino acids. The transcript is spliced from 17 exons. The record is from RefSeq and is a predicted model, not a curated record. Gene Ontology annotation, biological process: phosphatidylinositol dephosphorylation.
GCGCGCGGCCUUGUGGGUAACGCGGGGCCGCCAGGUGACAGCUAAUGGCGGCGGCCGCCUGAGGCGGGCGGGCGGUAGAGCAGGCGGCAGGAGGCGAGCGGCGAAACCUUCCCGGCCGCCGCUCCCGUCCCGACGGCGGCUUCCCCAAGGCGGCAGGACUCGGCGCGUCAUGGACAGGCCGGUGGCGGCGGCAGUGGCGGCGGCGGGCUGCGAGGGCGGCGGGGGCCCGAACCCGGGGCCGGCGGGCGGCAGGAGGCCUCCUCGGGCCGCGGGGGGCGCCGCCGCCGGCUCCCGGCAGCCCAGCAUGGAGACCCUGGACAGUCCUACAGGAUCACAUGUUGAAUGGUGUAAACAGCUUAUAGCUGCUACAAUUUCUAGUCAGAUUUCAGGUUCAGUGACAUCAGAAAAUGUAUCCAGAGAUUACAAGGUUUUCAGGAGGCCUGAUAUAAGGGCUCUAAGGGAUGGAAAUAAGCUGGCACAGAUGGAAGAGGCUCCACUUUUUCCAGGAGAAUCAAUUAAAGCCAUUGUGAAAGAUGUCAUGUAUAUCUGCCCAUUUAUGGGAGCAGUGAGUGGAACCCUGACAGUGACGGACUUUAAGCUGUACUUCAAAAAUGUCGAGAGGGACCCACAUUUUAUCCUUGAUGUUCCCCUUGGAGUGAUCAGCAGAGUUGAGAAGAUUGGAGCACAGAGCCAUGGAGACAAUUCCUGUGGCAUAGAGAUAGUGUGCAAGGAUAUGAGGAACUUGCGGCUUGCUUAUAAACAGGAAGAACAGAGUAAACUAGGGAUAUUUGAAAACCUCAACAAACAUGCAUUUCCUCUUUCUAAUGGACAGGCACUAUUUGCAUUCAGCUAUAAAGAAAAAUUUUCAAUUAAUGGCUGGAAAGUUUAUGAUCCAGUAUCUGAAUAUAAGAGACAGGGUUUGCCAAAUGAGAGUUGGAAAAUAUCCAAAAUAAACAGUAAUUAUGAGUUCUGUGACACCUACCCUGCCAUCAUUGUUGUGCCAACUAGUGUAAAAGAUGAUGACCUUUCAAAAGUGGCAGCUUUUCGAGCAAAAGGCAGAGUCCCUGUGUUGUCAUGGAUUCAUCCAGAAAGUCAAGCAACAAUUACCCGUUGCAGCCAGCCACUUGUGGGUCCCAAUGAUAAGCGCUGCAAAGAGGAUGAAAAAUAUUUGCAAACAAUAAUGGAUGCUAACGCACAGUCACACAAGCUUAUCAUUUUUGAUGCUCGACAAAACAGUGUCGCUGAUACCAACAAGACAAAGGGUGGAGGAUAUGAAAGUGAAAGUGCUUACCCAAACGCAGAACUUGUGUUCUUGGAGAUCCACAACAUUCAUGUCAUGCGAGAGUCACUACGCAAAUUAAAAGAGAUUGUGUACCCUUCAAUCGAUGAGACACGGUGGCUCUCCAAUGUGGAUGGGACACAUUGGCUGGAAUAUAUAAGGAUGCUGCUUGCUGGGGCAGUAAGAAUUGCUGAUAAAAUAGAAUCCGGGAAAACAUCUGUGGUGGUGCAUUGCAGCGAUGGUUGGGACCGAACAGCCCAGCUCACAUCUCUGGCUAUGCUAAUGUUGGACAGUUACUACAGGACCAUUAAAGGAUUUGAAACUCUCGUAGAAAAGGAGUGGAUAAGCUUUGGACACAGGUUUGCACUGCGAGUGGGCCAUGGUAAUGACAACCAUGCUGAUGCUGACCGAUCUCCUAUAUUUCUGCAGUUUAUUGAUUGUGUUUGGCAAAUGACAAGACAGUUUCCUUCAGCAUUCGAGUUUAAUGAGCUAUUCUUGAUUACAAUUUUGGAUCACCUUUAUAGCUGUCUUUUUGGGACCUUUUUGUGCAACUGUGAACAGCAGCGAUUCAAAGAGAUAGCUCGUGGGAAGUCAGCAGCAGAAUGGGAGAAAAUGCUGUUGGCCUUGCCGUUUUCUCACGUGACUUUGUCGUUGUGCUUGAUCCAUUGUUUAAUGUUUACCUGCCUCACCAUGCCUGCACAUUUGGGUGUUUUUGUUCAGAUGAGCCAUGAUGUGUAUACAAAGACGAUAUCUUUAUGGUCGUAUAUCAAUAGCCAACUAGAUGAGUUUUCUAAUCCCUUCUUUGUGAAUUAUGAAAACCACGUGUUAUAUCCUGUUGCUAGUCUGAGUCAUUUGGAAUUGUGGGUAAACUAUUAUGUACGAUGGAAUCCACGGAUGAGACCUCAGAUGCCCAUUCACCAGAAUCUCAAGGAGCUGCUGGCCGUCAGGGCGGAGCUGCAGAAGCGUGUGGAGGGCCUACAGCGGGAGGUGGCCACGCGUGCCAUCUCAUCCUCAUCUGAGCGGGGCUCCUCGCCCUCCCACUCUGCCACCUCCGUCCACACCUCAGUGUGACGGGCGAGGCCAGCCUGCUGCCCCACUGUCUGCCGGCGGCUCAGGAAAGGGGCCUGGCCAUCACUGUUACGGCUGUAGCUUGUGAUCUUGUCUUUUAGGAUUAGGCCCGGGGACCAUUUGUGUGGCUAGGUGACAGCUCCCACUGUUGGCGAGAGUGCUUUUUGUUUUGUGAACAGCCCGUUACCCUCCUGUCAGCGGUUUCACAGGGGAGCCGUCUGUCACAUCCACCCUGUGAAGCAACUUCUAGCGUCCAGGCAGCUUGGGAGAAACGAAGUGAAUGGAUUGCAGUACUGAGGUUCAAGAAAGCUGUGCGCCACUUCUUUCCAAGUUAAAUCCUUCAGUAACAACAAACACCAUUCACUUCAAGACGCAUUGCCAGCGCCGUGGCUUCCCUCAGCUCUUGGCCACAACUUGAAAACUGUUUUGAAUGAAGUACUCGGGGAGAAGACAGACCACUGCCCGCUGUGCCACAGUUCUCUUCAUGCACGGGGUCCUCCUGUAACAAUUACUGUUGUGUACAUAUAAGGUAUUUUUAGAGAAGAGACACAGGCCUUUAUUUUCCUAUGUCCUUUUUUACGUUUAGAAUAGUCACCUGAGGAGAGAUCAGCUCACCUGUACUGUGGGAGAAAUUAUUUUCCAACAAACCUCAUGCUCAUUUUUCUGUGGUGCAUUUGAAAUGGGAUUUGAACGUGGUCAUUUCAAGGACAACGUGUUCUGUCCUCACCUCACUCUGGUACUCACCUCUUGGGGCGGCUCAGCCCAUUCAUGGGGACAGCACCAAGCGGCCACGCCCAGUCUUCCAGCCCCGCUGAGGGUAAACCGAAGCCUCUGGCAGCUGUGCACAGGUGCUGGCCUCUCGCUCCUUCAAGGAGCACUGCCUGUCACUCGCUCCUGGGCUGUCUGGCCAUGCUUCCCGCCACCACUGUACCGCUGCCAGCUGCCGGGAUCAAAGCAAGUCUGCUCUUAUGUUAUUUGCCUGUAUGAAAUCAUUUCUCCUUUUAUCACAAUUCCUUCAACUCAGCUUACUCACGUGGCUGCCUGUUAAUAUUUGAAAGCAGCCACCGUGCUGUGGCUUUGGUUUGGAAAAGCAUAGCACGCACUUCCCUUGGUUUUCCCUUCCCAGAGCCGACCGCAGCUGGUCAGCCCUCUUCCCGCUCCUGAACCUUUACUGACUGACUUUGAGCUCUGUGACUCCAUCAGUCCUCGCAGGAAUUAAUUUACCACCAAUUGAUUCAAUCCACUUGCGUGCCAUAGCUCUGAGCUCCUCUGUGUGACGCGCCACAGAUGAUUAUUGCACACCUGGGUCCUGCCCCAGCAGGCCAUGCCCCUCCCUCAUGCUGUGCCCGUUGCUGCAACUUCCCGCCACCCCACCACCCCACCACGGGCUGCAGGAAUUCAGCCUUCAGAGGCAGAGGCGGCUGCAGCGGCUCCUAGGGUCAAAGCCCAGCGUGACUGCACAGCAAUGUUAGCUGGCUGUUUUCAGAUUACUGGAUUCCACACAGUCCUACAAAUUGACCUUAUUUUUGAAAAUAUGUUAAGGGAUUUUUAAUAGAGAAUGGAUUUUUUUUUAAAAAAACUGGGAACCUCCUGAUUCUUACUGAAAAUUAUCCUUCUAUAAGAUAGCAGAGAGAUUUAUUGAAGGUAAUUUGAUAACCUAAAAUCAAUUCUCCAUUUUGAUCACAUGUGCGAUUUGUUGCUAAAUCAUAUUCAACACUAGCUUUUAUGUUCCUGACAUAUCUGAAAGCUUAUUUAUGAAUGGGUAAAGUGGAUUAUAGAUACACUGAUUUUUUUUUUUAAUGGGGACAUUAUUUCCCAUUUUCUUCCCAGACAUAUGUAAAUCCCCUGGCUGACUAGGACUAGUAAACAUAGUGUGGAGUGGAUGAUGCCUUCGACAAACCAGAGAAGCCAAGUUGUGGGGAGCUGGUGCCUGGAGUGGGCCCUGUGCACCUCACCUGGCGGAGGCUGGGGGGGUGCCGUCAGCAGGACCCUACAGACUCCCAAUCAAUUUUACAGAAGCACAACGGGUCAUUUCCCUGUGUACGUUCCUAGUGCAGAACUGUUUCUAAAACAACUUGAAGUAGAGUUUUGUUAUCUUAAGCAAUUUUUGUUUUGAGUGUACUAGAAUGCGACACCUUUAUGGUUCAGGUUUUUAAAAACUGGUACAGUAUUGUAUUUGUCUCAUCUGUUGCACUGUAUUUCAGUCUGUCAUUAAAAUGAUCUUAUGUUUG